Liolophura sinensis is the source of this 1593-nucleotide messenger RNA. Its product is annotated as high mobility group nucleosome-binding domain-containing protein 5-like. The record is from RefSeq and is a predicted model, not a curated record. The transcript is spliced from 3 exons. The coding region runs from base 1 to 1593 and encodes 530 amino acids. NCBI's taxonomy places the organism in Eukaryota, Metazoa, Mollusca, Polyplacophora, Chitonida, Chitonidae.
AUGGAGAUUGAAAAAGAGUACCCUCACAUUCCGAAUGGAGUUCAGAAAGACGGGGGUGCAGCCCAUCGGGAGGAAGGUCAGGAAGAUGGGGAUCCAGCCCAUCGGAAAGAAGGUCAGGAAGAUGGGGAUCCAGCACAAGAAGAAGAUCAGAAAGAUGGGAAUCCAGCACAAGAAGAAGGUCAGGAAGAUGGGGAUCCAGCCCAUCGGGAAGAAGGUCAGGAAGAUGGGGAUCCAGCACAAGAAGAAGGUCAGGAAGAUCGGGAUCCAGCACAAGAAGCAGGUCAGGAAAAUAGGGAUCCAGCACAAGAAGAAGGUCAGGAAGAUUGGGAUCCAACACAACAAGGUCAGGAUGAUGGGGAUCCAGCACAAGAAGAAUGUCAGGAUGAUGGGGAUCCGGCACAAGAAGGUCAGAAAGAUGAGGAUGCAGCCUAUCAGGAAGAAAGUCAGGAAGAGAGUGAUGUAACCCAACAUGAAAGUCAGGAUUACGUAGAUGCAGCCCAUCGGGAAGAAGGUCAGAAAGAUGGGGAUACUGCUCUUCAAAAAGAACGUCAGGAAGAAGGGGAUACUUCCCUUGAUGACGAAGGUCAGGAAGACGGAGAUGCUACUCAUCGAGGAAAAGGUCAGGAAGACGGGAAUGCAGCAUAUCAAGAAGAAUGUCACGAAGACGGGGAUACAGCCCGUGAUGAAGAUGGUCAGAAAGAUUGUGAUGCAGAAUAUCAUGAUGAAGGUCAGGAAGACGGGGAUGCAGCCCAUCAGAAAGAAGGUCAGGAAGACGGGAAUGCAGCCCAUCAAGAAGAAAGUCAGGAAGAUGGGCUUGCGACCCUUCAGGAAGAAGGCCAGGAUGACAGAAAUGCAGCCCUUCAGGAAGAAUACGCUGUUAACGUGGAAGAUAACCAUCAAGUUGCACGGAGAAAGAGGAGACAACCCUUAAUCAACUGGAAACGCCUUCCGUGGGAACCAGACAUCACCUUCAGACGAGCUAUGCCAGAUCACGUGACGGUACCAAACCUACCGACCAAUCAGGAAGGAAGAAUCCCAGUUGCAGGCAGAGGAGAAGGCGCAGAAUUAAAUGAUGAAGAAAGCGAUGGUGAAGAAAUUAGGGAAAUGAAAAGAAAGCUGAAGGAGCAGGAAACAAGAGUAGACGAAUUUUAUUACACGAAAGAAAAGAAUGAUAGAGAGAUGGAGUCGGUGAUAGAGGAGACCGAGAGAGUACACAACAAGCUAAUGAGCCUCAGGGCGGCCAGGCGAAAACUGGAGGCGGAGAGAGACAGACUGGAGGCUGAGUUGUACGCCACUAAGAUGCACGUCAAAAACGUCGAGACAAAUGUGAACACGGAGGCCGCCGGGUACGAGGAGCUGAUAGAAAGGUUUGAUGCCCUCAAGACGACGAUUGAGACUCAAAAAGAGGCGUGUCCAGCCUCGUUCUCACUCUUGUUACAGUUAGAAGAAGAGCUCCUCGAAGAUUUGGAUUCUGCAUCGUGUUCGGAUGAUUUAUCAUUUUCUGAGGAAUCUCCACUUCCGGCCAUAGCAGAAGUUGACGACACUGGUGAAGAUUGUUCUGAAAAUCGAGUUGAAGAGAUUCUUGAUGGUUAA